AGCGACGUGCUCGCUCUGGUCCACUCCUGCCAGUCAUUCAAUACCAUCUCGAGCCAGCUGCUCCAGACUCUGCGUAUGCUCGUCAAGCACCAGGGAGCGCUGGCGGAGUCCUUGCUCGGAGGACUGGCUAAUGGGCAGGACCCGCUUGUGAAUGUGGGCUUCGGAGUGGGAGGGGGGAAGACUGCGGCUGCUUUUUCUCUCGGAACGCUGUUCAUCUUGUCUGCAAGACUCAGCAUACAGAACCCUCCCCCUACAUCCUUUCAGACGAUCGUAGAGUGGUGCGGGACGUUCGAGCCUCAUCAGGCGCGUCUAGCACCAGAAAGGAUGACCAAGCUCGUGAAGGGUAUCGUGCGCUGGGCGGAGCAACAGGGUCAGCCGGAAGAUGCUCUAGAGCCGCUGAGACUGCUCGUUACGCGCUACCCACCCUCUCCAGCUUAUCUCACUAACAUCCAUCCUGUCUUUGUUCAAUUAUGCUGCACAACCCGGCACUUCUCACUCGCCCUUCCCAUUCUCUCCAAUCCCAUCACCGAGAUAGACGCCUCUAUAUCCGACUUGCAUUAUACCGACAACCUCAUAUAUCACUACUGCGGCGGAGUUGCAUACGGCGCGCUGAAGCGGUGGAAGGAGGCCGCGGACUUUUUCGAAAUUGCCGUGUCCAGCCCCGCGACGGUGGCGAGUGCGAUUCAGAUAGAAGCGUACAAGAAGUAUUCACUCAUCCAGUUGAUCCUGUAUGGCAAGACUUCCCCACCACCAAAAUACACCUCUCCCCCCGUCUCCCGCGCCUACCGCAACUCCUCCACCACCCAGCCCUAUCUCAAGUUCAUCAACGCUGUCGAGAUCUCCGACCCGACCGUCGCGCACAGUCUGGCAAAAGAGACCGACGCCUUCGUGCAGGACAACAACCUGGGCCUAGUGAACCAAGUACUUGCUCGUCUCCCCUGGCUCGCAGUCAAGAAGCUCAAAGAGACAUACAUGAAGCUUUCGCUGGAGGAGAUCGGGCGCUCCAUAGCAAGUACGAUCUCGGAGGACGGCUCCAGCGCACGCGCGCUCAUCGUAGAGAUGGUCGCUGCGGGCGAGCUGAGCGCUAUCAUCCACCCCGAGGACGAGACCGUAAGCUUUGAAGAGGAGAGCGCGCUCCUCCCUCAGCCUGGGAAGCAGCAGGUUGAGCGCGCGCUAGAGAGUGCGAGGGAGGCGGUGGAGAGACUUGCUGAGCUGGAUAGGACGAUCGGGAGGAGCAGGGAUUAUAUCCAGAAGGCACUCCACCAGAGGGAUUCUGGAGGCAUGGGAUGGCAGGACGAGGAGGCCAUGAUGCCCCAGAUGAGGGAGAGCUGGGAGAAUAACUUGUAGUGGCAUCUGUUUUCUCUCCUGUCAUCAUAUCGUUUACUGCACGCAAUGUCAUAUAUUCAUCGC
Molecule: messenger RNA, 1410 nt
Organism: Dacryopinax primogenitus
Lineage: Eukaryota; Fungi; Basidiomycota; Dacrymycetes; Dacrymycetales; Dacrymycetaceae
Exons: 7
Coding region: 76-1347 (423 amino acids)
Biological process (GO): ubiquitin-dependent protein catabolic process
Cellular component (GO): COP9 signalosome
Source: RefSeq, a predicted model, not a curated record